This is a messenger RNA of Cinara cedri, 2944 nucleotides long. The record is from the annotation of a GenBank genome assembly. NCBI's taxonomy places the organism in Eukaryota, Metazoa, Arthropoda, Insecta, Hemiptera, Aphididae.
UUUAGGUUAUUUUGUUUAUAUAAAAAACGUGUUAAAUAAAUUCAGAUUGAUAAUGAGUAAAUUUGAGAAAUUAUUUUCAUUGGUGCUCCUGAUAAAAAACAACCGAACUUCAUUGUUGACACUGUUGACAGAAAAUGUUUAACAAAAGUACUGCAUGAAAGAAUUUUGUUUCUAACCAAUAUUUAUUUUUGUUUGAAAUUUUCCAAAUAAAAUAGUUGUACAAUAAAAAGAAAUAUCAACUUUUAUUAAUAUUUAAAAUUAUACUCUUCAAAUGUCAAUUUAUCACGACGAAGUAGAAAUAGAAGAUUUUGAUUAUGACGAAGAUGAUGAAAUAUAUUAUUAUCCAUGUCCAUGUGGAGAUCGUUUUCAAAUAACAAAAGUAUUUAAAUAUUAUUAAAAUUUUUAUUUACCUUUAAUUUAUGAAUAUUAUAUAUAUUAGUAUAGGUGUUUAAAUGUAUUUAAUUUAUUUUAUUAUAAUACACUAAACUACUAAAUUAACAAAAUUCUUUUAUUUUUUUGUUUAGUGGUCUUUAGUUCAUAUUUAUAAUGCAAGGUGUUAUUUUUAACUUUAUCACUUAAUAAUAUAAUUAAAAACUAAUCACUAUAAGUAAAUCAUUUUUACUACUUUAAAUAAUUAUUUAAAUACCUAUAUCUAUUAUGACAUUUUUUUGUUUAUAACUUAUUAACGUAAUUUAAGUAUUGUAUUUUUUAUAUAAUAUAUUUUAAUUUAGGUAUAUGCUAAUUUUUAUAAUGUUUGUUUUAGGAAGAAUUAGAAUCUGGAGAAACUGAUGCUACAUGUCCUAGUUGUUCUUUGGUCGUAAAAGUUAUUUAUGAUCUUGUAAGUAUAUUUGUAUUUUAAAUAUAAAACAGAAAUUAGGAAUUCUAUCUAUUUUAUAUUAUUUGUAUGUUUAGGAAACUUAACCAUUAUAAUUAUUUUGUCAAGAUUUUUAAGGAAGGAAUUAAGACUUAGUAAUAUUAGAUACCUAUGAUACAAAUUAGAGCAAUCAAAAAAUGUGUAUAAUGUCAAAACCUGUACGUUUCUACUUUUACUAGGGUUAAACUAAUGUGCACUGAUAGCAUUUAACUAAAAGAACUCAUUGAAAAUGUUAUACCUUUACAAAAAUCACCAAAUAUUUACAAUUUAAGUAACAAUAAAAAUAAAUAUUACAUUCUUUUUUACAUAUUCACUGUCGUUCACAAAUUACUGCAAUUUUUGCCAAUAUCUAAGUAAUGGUUUUUUUUAAUUUUUCAAAAUUUCCAUUUAAAUGUAAUUCUUAAUUUGUAACUUUUGCCCAUACUAUUAGUUUUCAUUUAAAGAAAUAUUUGACUGUGAUUUUCUUGAUGUGUCUUAAAUGAUAAAAUUAUAGAUUAUUUUGCAUAACUUUACCAAGAUGAUGUUUCAAAAUAAUAAUUAAUCAAUAUAAAUGUAAAGCAUAGAUCUUAAAUUGUUAUCGAAAUGAAUUGAAAAGUAAACUUGAUUUUGAAUAUUUUGUCAAAGGUUACCUAUUUGUAUUUUAAAUUUCAAUUUUCAGGAAACUUUAACACACAAACAAAAAAUAACAACAAAAACUAAACCUUUAGAAAAGUGUUAGUUCAAUGGCAUCAAGUGGUCGAGGAAGAGGUCGUGGUGGCGGUGGUGGUCGUCCACACAUCUCUAUUGGUCCUGAUAAAUCAGAACCUGACGAUCCACUUGAUUUCAAAGCACCUGAACUCUUCCCACCUUUGAGGGCAACAGUUAUUGAACUCGAAGAAGAUAGUGAAGAUGAAGAUUUAAUAAAUUUUGAAAAAAAUUUAGCUAAACAUUUUCAUAAUGCUGCAUCAUUUAUCUCCAAAGAAGAGUAUACAAGCCCUUGGUCCUAUCUUAAAAGUAUAGAAAACCAUAACUACUUUCCACCUUCAUUGCUACCAAAAAAAAAAAAAAAUACUCAAGGUGAAAAGCCAUUAACUGAUAACCAAUGGAUAGAAAAACUAAAAUUAGAUAUCAUUAAUCAUGAUUAUUUAACAAUUCAAACAGUUGUUUCUGCUAAAAAGAAUAAAAUUGAUGAUUUUCUAUGUCCUGUCAAUAAAAAAAAAGUAAAAAUUGAAACAAAUUCUUCUACUUCAAUGUUGAUCAAUGAAAUUGUAGCUAAAGAACUUGAUGAUGAUGAAGAAAUUGAAGUUGAUGAUAAUGAAGAGCAAAAAACUAAAGAAGAAGAAAUAGAAGAGGAACCCAAAGACGACGAAGAAGAAUUUGAAAGUGAUAUAGAUGAUGAAUUAGAUGAUGGGACAGAUUACAAUAAAAAUUAUUUUGAUAAUGGAGAAGACGAUGGCAAUGAUGAUGAUGGUCUAGACGAUAAUGAUGCAAUUUAUUAAAUUUGUUGUAAAUAUUUCUCUAUAAUAAGAUUUAGAUUGUUUUGUUAUAUUUUUUUUUUAUAUAUACCUUAGUUUAUUUACUAUGGAUGAUACACAUGAUCAACACUAUCUCUAUCUAAGACCACUCAUUGAACAAAUAAUGUCCUGAGAAGACGUGUUUGUACAUGUUCUGUGCAUACAGUUUCAUCAGUCAACUUAUCGCUUCUAUGUUUUUCAAUUUAUUUACAUGGAUAAGAUAAGCUACUGAUCUUUUAAUUGUAUAUGACAUAAGGCAUAUACAACAUUCAGUGAAAAGUAUAUGAUUGUUACUAUUGAUUUACUAUACUUAUAAAAUUAAUAUAUUCUAUCAUUUUAAAUUUUAAUCCAACCUGCAGUACUUACCUAUUCAUAUACAUUUCAAAUUAUUCGGUUGAUAAACAUAAAAAUGUUUAGAAUGUGCGUUUUGAAGGUAAAAAAAGCUAUCCUAGGAUAAUGGGGACGGGUGCAAUCACUGUUAUAGAUGAGAAGGUAGUUAGGGAAAAAUUUAAUGUAUAUUUGUAUACAACGAUUAACCAUUGCUACCAAAACACAUUUCUGAGUGGAGUUUGGUUGA